Messenger RNA from Strongylus vulgaris, 1212 nucleotides. The record is from the annotation of a GenBank genome assembly. NCBI's taxonomy places the organism in Eukaryota, Metazoa, Nematoda, Chromadorea, Rhabditida, Strongylidae.
UUGAAUACGUUUAUAUGGAAGUGCGCCAAUAUCCACCUUUUCAGAAUUGCCGAUUCCUACUUGACUUUGCUUUGGUCGCUUUUCUCAAUCACCAAGGUUGAAGACACCGAUGUGGCUGAGAACCAUCAUCUAACACAAUCAGUUGGUCGAGCAAUGUUCAUCAUGUACCAUUGCACAUCGAUCAUUGUCCUGCUCAACAUGCUGAUCGCCAUGAUGAGCCACUCCUUUCAAACUAUCAACGAUCACGCUGAUCUGGAGUGGAAGUUUCACAGAACGAAACUGUGGAUGGCUCACUUCGACGAAGGAUCCAGUCUUUCGCCUCCCUUUAAUAUCGUUAUCACUCCUAAGCGACCAGGUUACUCCCGUAAGCGGAAUGAGAUGGAAAAUAACCCCAAUGAUGAAGGCAAAAAACCUCUGACGUAUGCGGAUAUCAUCCAACGACUCGUUUCAAGAUUCAUUCACCAGACGAAGAAGGAUAUGAAAAUGGAUGGAGUGAACGAGGAUGAUCUGUUGGAAAUCAAACAGGAUAUCAGUAGUUUGAGUGCAUCCAAAGACUCGUAUGAGCUAAGAGAUGAUCGUCGUCGAGAAAUCGUUCGAAGUUCCUCCCAUAUCGAUGCUGUCAAACGAGAUAUAAUGAGAACUAUGAGCAGUACGAGAAGUCGUGUAUUUGGGGGUAGUUAUCGCAUUCCUAGAAAUCGCUCUUCCGUCGCUGAAGAACUCGAGCUAACCAGUAGUGAGGAGGACGAAAAAGAAGACACAGUGUCGCUCCUUUUCACUCCGCCUGCUAAUUCACAAUUACCUGAAAUACUACAGGAAUCUCCUAUCGAUCGAGAACGAAAAGAAAAACGCAGACGCUGUUCUGAAGCUACCGGUGGCAUCUGCUCAGCCGAUAGGAUGAAAUUGUUGGGAACUCGGCGAGGAUCGGACACACGAACGCAUUCGCUGCUACGAAAGACUGAUACCGCUUUCAGCUUUCCAAUCAAUGGAAUUAUGAUGAGCCCGCCCUGCCCUAAAACACCAAAAAGCGUCUUGAAAUCUCCUGAAUCUCCGCGUGCGAGUUUGCAAGUUGAUGCUGGCUCUAUUGAAGUCAUUCAGAAUCUUCGCAAUGAGCUCAACCAAAAACUUGAUCUUCUCAUUCGCAGCAUAGCAGCAGGCGCUACGGACGUCAACGAUUUGACGAAAAGUAGCGACGUGAACAGCAACCUCACGCCG